AUGCACAAGAAUGGUGUAGGGCUCUUACUACCUAAAAGCAGCAAGAAGAGCUUACUGGAGUGGAAACCAGUCUCAGAACGGAUAAUAACCGCACGCUUUAAAACAAAUGUGCGAUAUGUCACUGUAAUUCAAUGCUAUGCACCUACUGAAAUAGCUAAAGGAGAAUUAAAAGAUGCAUUUUAUACAGAGCUUAACGGAGUUCUUAGACAGAUAAAUUCUAGGGACAUAAAAAUUUUAAUGGGUGACUUGAACGCAAAAGUUGGUUCAGAAAAUGAAGGGCUUGAACAUAUCAUGGGUGUGCAUGGCAUGGGGAUCAGGAAUGUAAACGGUGAACUGUUGAUAGAUACAUGCGCUCAACAUGACCUAGUCAUUGGAGGCACAUUGUUUCCACAUCGUAACUGCCAUAAGAUAACAUGGGUUUCUCCAGACCACGUUACCGAAAAUCAAAUAGACCACAUAGUCAUAAGUCGCAAGUUCCGACACUCUCUGUUAGAUGUCAGAAAUAGAAGAGGGGCAGACGUUGGAAGUGACCACCACCUAGUUUUAGCGGAAUUCAGACUGAAGAUAGUGGCAAAUAGAACCAAGCUCAAUCAUAGGUGCAAGAAAAUAGAGGUGGCAAGAUUAAAAGACCAACAGAUCAAAGAAACAUUUGCCCUUGAACUACAAAACAGAUUCCAGGUCCUCUCUGAAGAAAACUUUAUGGAAGAGGGAAUUGAAACGUGCUGGCAAAAAAUCGAGAACUGUUAUUUAGAUGUGGGAGAAAAAAUCCUAGGAUUUAAGGCACAUCAAAGGAAGGAAUGGAUCUCCGAUGCUAUGUGGAAUGAAAUCAGCCACAGGAAAGAACUAAAACUUAAGUUAAAUUUUUGUAAGACAAAAGCGCAGAAGAGCGAAGCGCAUAAAGAAUACAUGGAGGCAAAGAAAAAAGUGAAAACAUUGCUACGUCGAGAUAAAAGGAAAUGGAUAGAUGAGCAAGCAAAAUUAGCAGAAGAGGCAGCAAGACAAGGAAAUAUGAAAGACCUCUACAACAUUACCAAACGGUUGUCAAUGAAGAACUUCAGACAUGAAGGACCAGUUAAGAACAAGAAUGGUGUGAUGCUUACAACUCGACAGGCACAGCUACAGAGAUGGGAGGAGCCUUCAGGGAACUGUUAA
Schistocerca piceifrons (Central American locust) is the source of this 1152-nucleotide messenger RNA. RefSeq lists its product as uncharacterized. The transcript has a single exon. The coding region runs from base 1 to 1152 and encodes 383 amino acids. The record is from RefSeq and is a predicted model, not a curated record. Lineage: Eukaryota; Metazoa; Arthropoda; Insecta; Orthoptera; Acrididae. Gene Ontology annotation, cellular component: nucleus. Gene Ontology annotation, biological process: chromatin remodeling.